Molecule: messenger RNA, 426 nt
Organism: Musa acuminata AAA Group (dessert banana)
Lineage: Eukaryota; Viridiplantae; Streptophyta; Magnoliopsida; Zingiberales; Musaceae
Product: 4-coumarate--CoA ligase-like 5
Exons: 4
Coding region: 1-426 (141 amino acids)
Molecular function (GO): CoA-ligase activity
Source: RefSeq, a predicted model, not a curated record
AUGGUGAUUCAGUUUUUCGACAACGGUUUUGUGGGGGUUGAGGAAGCCAAUGGGCCGGCUUUCGACUCCAGCGGCUGGCUGAAGACCGGCGAUCUCUGCUACUUCGACGGCGAUGGGAUCCUGUUCGUGCUGGACAGGUUGAAGGAGCUGAUCAAGUACAAAGCCUACCAGGUUCCACCGGCGGAGUUGGACCACCAGCUACAGUCGCUACCAGGAGUCGCUGAUGCUGCUGUGGUUCCGUACGUCCCUACCAGCGUAGCAACAUACAAGAAGAAGAUUCGCAGAGUUGGGUUCGCGAACUCGAUUCCCAAAACAGCGUCCGCGAAGAUCCUGAGGUCCCAACCGCGCAACCAUGUCGAGACUGUUAAGUGGCAGACUACGUACGACACAGUCCCAUGCAUCUUAUGCCAUCUCUAUGGAAUAUGA